CUGCAGCUGUGCUUGGCUGUCACCCUCCACACAGAGGGUGUCUCUGCCACCACCCCGGCCCCGCUCCAGGACAACUGCUCAUUGACAAAGGUCCUUGAUGUUUUCUGAGGCACCCCUCAUGUCGAACAAGGGCAGGGAUGGAGAAGAGUUUGAGGAGUUAGCCAGACCAGAACCUCCACCACAGAAGCCUGUCCACAGACCAGGUAAAGAAAUGUACACUCAGGAGAGAAGGCGGACCCUCCAGGAGAGGACAAUGCCUUCUCAACAGGAACCUCCAGUUAGGCAGCAAGUCCCGAAGAUGAUGCCCAGAGAACCCAGUCUCCCUGCCAGAAGCAUGUCUCUGCGAAAAGCUAUGUCUCUCCAGAACUUGAGCCAGAUAGAGACACCCUGGGAAGGGGUCACCCUCAACCGCUGUCUGUUCAUAGCCAUCACCAUCCUGCUGUUCAGCACUGUCUUUCAGAAACUACACGAAACCAUAAAAGGUGGACGGGGUGUGGAGGAAGAGGAGUAUGACAUUGCACUGACUGUGAGGCGCUCUGCGCUGAGACACAAAGUCCAACCACAGGAGGUAGUGGUACAGACAUACAAAAUACUCUCCCGUCUCUCUGGGCUCAGAAACCUCAUUCCCGACAUGCCAAAGACAUCUCUGUAUGAGGUGCUCUUCUGGUGGUUACCUGACAUUGAUGACGAUAAUGAAGAAGAAGCUGAUGAAGAGGAAACCAAACAAGGUCGAGUGAAGAAAAGGGUUCGAGAGAGGUCGCUGAAGGGCCUGAGAGGCAAUGGAACACCAGAGAGAAAACUUGUAAAAGGCAGAGAGGGGAAGACAAAAGAUAAGAGGGCCAAGAGAGAGAGGGAUGAAGAAACUAAGGGAAAGACAAAGGGAAAACAGGCCAAGCUGGGAGAUGUGGAAAAAAUGGAUGAGGAAAUAAAAGGGGAAGAUGAGGUAAAACCCAAGAAGCUACAAAAGGUUAUGAAAUCAAAAGCCAGCAAAUCUUAAGGCAAACACCACGCUGUCUGAUUAAAUAUUUAGUAAAGGAGUAUGAUAGAUCUAGUUCGCCAUUUGUAAAUUGUAUAAUGAGGCCACAUCACUUACAACUAAUACAUGCUGUUGGCUCAUUGGCAGCCAUUACAAGUGCCAGUCAGGAGAGAAAACCAGUUCUUAGUCUGCCACGUACUUCUUGCUUAAAAUAUUGAAUGAUGUGGUUUGUAUUGUAAAGAUGAGACUUAAUUGAUUAAUUGUAAGGGUGCUAUUGUAAAAUAACUGCUCAACUGGGGCCUCUUUAUAGCAAUGCUGGAUGUUUCAGACUGCCUGGGCAAUUGAUGUCAUUUUUUUACUAACACUGUAAAUACUGUACUUGAAAAAAAAAAAAAAAUUGUAACAUCUCAUUUCUGCUACCUUAACUCCAUCACAAAGCAUUGGACACAUCAAUAAAGCUUUCCCUGUGUA
Messenger RNA from Oncorhynchus kisutch (coho salmon), 1447 nucleotides. RefSeq lists its product as uncharacterized. Lineage: Eukaryota; Metazoa; Chordata; Actinopteri; Salmoniformes; Salmonidae. The transcript has 6 exons. The record is from RefSeq and is a predicted model, not a curated record. The coding region runs from base 98 to 997 and encodes 299 amino acids.